AGUAAUCCCUCACCGCGCCGCUUAUGCACUGAGCUCCGAACAGUAAAACAGCAGAAAAGGUCUGUUUUUGUAGCCAUGGCGAGGCCUUCUUGCCGCAAAUUCUUAACGACAUCCCGUUUCCAUAUCACUCGCCACAUCUCCUCUUCUUCCUCUUGCUCUGAAGCUCUUCCUCCCCCUCCCAUUCCCUCUCCCCGCAGAGUCGUCGUUACCGGUACGGUCUGGGGUUGGCGACUCCGCUUGGUUGCGGAGUGGAAAACGACAUGGAAGCGGUUGAUGGAGGGCAAUUGUUGGAUAAGGGCGAUAACGCCUGAAGAUCUCAAGAUGGGUGCUUUUGAUAGAGAGACUCAGUUGCAUAUAUUUGAUCAGAUGACUUCUAAAGUUGCGGCGACUGUGCCUUGUGGAAUGGGCUCCGGUGAUUUCAAUGAGGAAUUGUGCCUUAAUUCAAAGGUGAAGCUUGACCUUAAACUGACUGUAAGAUUACCAUGGCUUUCCAUGUCCUUCAGGGGUGAUGAAGCUUUAAAAGAUGCAAGAUGGCUGCCCAUUGAGCAGGAAGAGAAGGAAAGAACGGGACCAAACCAUGCUGCAGUGACCUCUUCUGCAACUGGUGCACAUUCUAUUGGUGAUGCUACUAGAAUGAUUCAGUUUGGGGAUUCAGAUGUUACGGUAGCUGGGAGCACAGAGUCCAGCAUUGAUGCUUUAUCAAUUGCUGGAUUUUUCAGAUACUUGAACAGUAUUUUGACCAGGAAACUCAAAAACAACCCUUGGUGAUUUUUAUAAAAGGGCUCUUGCCAAUGUAGUGACUUGGAACUCUGGGGAUUUCAGCCUAGACUUACUAAUAAUUUUUCUAGAAUCCUUUUAUUAAAGUUGCUAAUUUUACCUUUUCUUGUUCUAGUUUUGAAUGUUGUAAUAUAUGUUUUAUUUGUUU
Molecule: messenger RNA, 925 nt
Organism: Rubroshorea leprosula
Lineage: Eukaryota; Viridiplantae; Streptophyta; Magnoliopsida; Malvales; Dipterocarpaceae
Source: the annotation of a GenBank genome assembly